Messenger RNA from Euleptes europaea (tarantolino), 2566 nucleotides. It is a transcript of the gene ADAM17, whose product is annotated as ADAM metallopeptidase domain 17. Gene Ontology annotation, cellular component: plasma membrane. Bases 1 to 2553 code for a protein of 850 amino acids. Gene Ontology annotation, molecular function: metalloendopeptidase activity. The transcript has 20 exons. Gene Ontology annotation, biological process: Notch signaling pathway; membrane protein ectodomain proteolysis. The record is from RefSeq and is a predicted model, not a curated record. NCBI's taxonomy places the organism in Eukaryota, Metazoa, Chordata, Lepidosauria, Squamata, Sphaerodactylidae.
AUGAGCCUCCAGCCCCGCCGGAAUGCUCUGUGGCUGCCCGCCCUCGUCUGCCUCGUGUCGGCGUUCGGGGCUCCCGGGUCGGGGGCGCGGAGGCACUCGCCGCGUCUCGUGGAGCAGCACCGGGGGAAGCACCGGCCGCACUAUGAGAGUCUCGGAUCUGUUCUCUCAGACUAUGACAUUCUUUCUGUGUCCGGUAUACAACAACACUCCAUAAGAAGAAGAGACCUGCAGCCCGAGUCCCAUAUAGAGCGACUCUUGAGCUUUUCAGCAUUGCAUAGACAUUUUGAAAUAUACUUAACAUCAUCAGUGGAGCGUUUUCCGAAAAACUUUCAAGCGCUUAUAAUGGAUGGUCAAGGCAAGGAGAGAGAGUAUCAUGUACAAUGGCAAGAAUUUUUCACAGGACAUGUUGUAGGUAAGAGGCAUUCCAAGGUGAUUGCACACAUAAGUGAAGAUGACUUCACAGCGAGGAUUAAUACUGACGAAAAAGAAUAUAAUAUUGAGCCCCUAUGGAGGUUUCUCAAUAAUUCGAAGGAUGGAAGACUUUUGGUCUACAAGUCAGAAGACAUUAAGGAUAUCUCGCGCUUACAAUCUCCAAAAGUGUGUGGCUAUGUUAAUUUAGAGGAUGAAGACCUAUUGGGAAUAGGGAUGAAGGAUCAUGUAUCAAAUGAAAGUAAUGCAUACUUGAAAGUCUCUCGGCGAAAAAGAGCUGUCCCAGAUCCCUUGAGGAAUACCUGCAGGAUGUUAGUAGUAGCGGAUCAUCGCUUCUUUAAGCACAUGGGCCGUGGGGAAGAAAGCACCACAAUUAAUUACUUAAUUGAAUUAAUAGACAGAGUGGAUGACAUAUAUCGCAAUACCUCGUGGGACAAUGAAAACUUUAAAGGAUACGGCAUACAAAUAGAGCAGAUUAUUGUUCACAAUGCACCGGAGAAUGUAUCUGCUGGGCAAAGACAUUAUAACAUGGCAAAAAGUCAGCCACAUGAGGAGAAGGAUGCUUGGGAAGUAAAGGAGCUGUUGGAGCAAUUCAGCUAUGAUAUAGCAGAGAAGGCAGCUCACGUGUGCCUCGCGCACCUCUUUACAUACCAAGACUUUGAUUUGGGUACUCUUGGACUGGCUUAUGUUGGCUCUCAAAGGCAAAACAGCCAUGGUGGUAUCUGUCCAAAAGCUUAUUACAAUGCAGCUGCUGGGAAGGACGUCUACCUCAACAGUGGCUUAACCAGCACAAAGAACUAUGGCAAAACUAUCCUUACGAAGGAAGCAGACUUGGUCACUACUCAUGAGGUAGGGCACAACUUUGGGGCAGAGCAUGACCCUGAUGUCCUGGCGGAGUGUGCCCCAACGGAAGAUCAGGGAGGAAAAUAUGUUAUGUACCCAAUUGCUGUGAGUGGCGAUCACGAAAACAAUAAGAUGUUUUCGAGCUGCAGUAAAGAAUCCAUCUUUCGGACGAUUGAAACCAAAGCCCCGGAGUGCUUCAAAGAGCACAACAACAAAGUGUGUGGCAACUCCAGAGUGGACGAAGGCGAGGAGUGUGACCCUGGCCUCUUGCAUCAGCAUGUUGAUCCUUGCUGCACAUUUGAGUGCAAACUGAAACCAAAUGCAACAUGCAGCGAUCGGAACAGCCCUUGCUGCAAAGGGUGCCAGUUUGCGAGCGCGCAGAAGAAGUGCCAAGAAGCCAUCAAUGCUACUUGUAAAGGGGAGUCCUAUUGCACAGGUAAUAGCAGUGACUGUCCUCCGCCUGGGAACGCUCCGGAUGAAACAAUCUGCGUGGAUUUGGGAAAGUGCAAAGAUGGAGGAUGCGUCCCGUUCUGUGAGAGGGAAAAGAACCUAAGUUCAUGCGCUUGUAACGAAACGGACCAUUCCUGUAAGGUCUGCUGUCGAGACGAACAAGGGAGAUGCAGCCCAUAUGUUGACGCCAGCCAGAAUUUCUUGUAUUUGAGGAAGGGGAAGCCUUGCACCGUGGGAUUCUGUGACAUGAAUGGUAAAUGUGAGAAGCGAGUACAGGACGUGAUUGAACGACUUUGGGUUUUCAUCGAUCAACUUAGCAUUAAUACAUUUGGAAAAUUUCUAGCAGACAACAUAGUAGGAUCAGUGGUUGUAUUCUCCUUGCUAUUUUGGAUUCCUCUGAGCAUUCUUGUACAUUGUGUGGACAAAAAACUGGAUAAGCAGUAUUAUGAAGAGAACACCAAGUCUCUGUUCGGCCCCAGUAACGCGGAGAUGCUCAGCAGCAUGGACUCAGCCUCAGUCCGAAUCAUCAAGCCGUUUCCCGCUGCACCGUCUACAAGUCGCCACCAGCCCCUGCAGCCGGUGGUGCCGGUUCCCGUGGCAGCAGUGGCCCCCAAACUAGACCACCAAAGGAUGGACACCAUCCAAGAGGACCCGAGCACAGACUCCCACAUGGAAGACGACUGUUUCGAGAAGGAUCCUUUCCCAAAUAACAGCAUAACUGCCAAAUCGUUUGAGGACCUGACAGAUCACCCUGUCACAAGGAGCGAGAAAGCGUCAUCCUUCAAACUACAACGGCAACACAGAGUGGACAGCAAGGAAACGGAGUGCUAGUCUGUCUGUCUGC